Messenger RNA from Nanorana parkeri, 1876 nucleotides. It is a transcript of the gene TRABD2B, whose product is annotated as TraB domain containing 2B. Bases 28 to 1581 code for a protein of 517 amino acids. Gene Ontology annotation, biological process: negative regulation of Wnt signaling pathway. Lineage: Eukaryota; Metazoa; Chordata; Amphibia; Anura; Dicroglossidae. The record is from RefSeq and is a predicted model, not a curated record. The transcript has 8 exons. Gene Ontology annotation, cellular component: organelle membrane. Gene Ontology annotation, molecular function: Wnt-protein binding; metalloendopeptidase activity.
UGAGCUUGUCACUUUACUGGGGGAACCAUGUGGACCAGGACUGGACUCCUGUGCUUUGUACUGGGCACCCUGAUGCUGCAAGAGAUGCAGUGCAGGAGGCUGCCCAUGUACACUGGUCAAUGUGGACUGCCCAAGUCGCAAGAAGAACUAAAUUCAUUCUUGUGGACCGUUAAAAGAAACCCUCCUGCUUAUCUCUUUGGAACCAUCCAUGUACCGUACACCAGAGUUUGGGACUAUAUACCCCAGAACUCCAAAAAAGCUUUUCAGGAGAGCACUAAUGUGUACUUUGAGCUGGACCUGACGGAUCCUUAUACAAUUUCAGCACUAGCUAGCUGUCAAAUGCUCCCGCAAGGGGAGAACCUGCAGGACGUCCUACCCAAGGACCUCUACCGCAGACUCAAGAGACAUUUGGAGUAUGUCAAGUUAAUGAUGCCUCACUGGAUGACCCCAGACCAGAGGGGCAAGGGUCUCUACGCAGAUUAUCUGUUUAAUGCCAUUGCUGGGAACUGGGAGAGAAAGAGACCAGUGUGGGUGAUGCUUAUGGUGAACUCUUUAACAGAGGCAGACAUCAGGUCUCGAGGAGUACCUGUCUUGGAUUUAUACUUGGCCCAAGAAGCAGACAGGAUGCGGAAGAAGACUGGAGCUGUGGAGAGGGUAGAGGAGCAAUGCCACCCCCUUAACAGGUUAAACCUGUCCCAGGUUUUAUUUGCUUUAAACCAGACAUUGUUGCAGCAUGAGAGUCUCCGGGCUGGGAGCUUUCAAGCCCCCUAUACAACAGAAGACCUCAUCAAGCAUUACAACUGUGGAGACCUCAACACUAUAAUCUUUAAUCAUGACACUUCACAGCUCCCCACCUUUAUCAACACUACUCUACCAUCACAAGAGCAAGUAACAGCUCAGGAGAUAGACAUUUACUUUAGGCAAGAACUUAUCUAUAAGAGGAAUGAAAGAAUGGCAAGAAGAGUGAUGGGUCUGUUGAAGGAAAACCGGGACAAGAGUUUCUUCUUCGCCUUUGGUGCAGGUCACUUUCUUGGGAAUUAUACAGUCAUUGAUGUCCUAAAACAAGGUGGAUAUGAUGUCGAGCACACCCUGCCAGGCAUAUGCAUCGGCUCGACUGAGCCAAAAAAGGACCCAAUCCCAGCGGAAGAGAUGAUGACUGAUGAACCUUCGCUGAAGUACUUUGAUCACAUUCCCUCCACAUCAUCCUCCCCUGAGGAUUCAGAUGAUGAGAUGCUUCCUCCCCACCUCCUCCUACCAGACAGUAUUAGCCAGCUGGAAGAAUUUGGGAAACACAAAAAAUGGUAUCGGAGACACCACAGAAACCAACACCGACGGCAGUUCAAUGAUCUGUGGGUCCGAUUGGAUGACAGUACAACCACAAUGCCAUCUAGUACAAGAAACAUCAACGGAGAAGACACAGCAGAUUCCUUAUUGUGGCUUCAGGAUGGACAGGAUGACAUGUAUGUGGAGAUAUCAAGUGUGCAAAGCAGUGCCACCCCCAAAUAUGUCUCCACACUUUCUGCUGCCUUAUUCGCCACAUUAACUCUAUGUAUCAUCACAGUUAUGAGAACUAUAUCCUGACACCACCUGCUCCAGAUUCAGCUACUACAUUCCUCUUUAGAUAAUGCUGCCUUUGACUUGGCCUGGAUUAUUCAGCAAAUGGAUGACAAUGGAACUCAAUUAUUGCAAACUUCCACAGUAAUGUGCAUGAAUGAAGAGGAAACACAGUUGCUACUAGCAUCAUACACCCAUCAAUACACCGUAAACACAGCCACUAUGCAUUUCAAUGCAGUAUUCAUGAGACUGCAGUUUAUCCAUUUAAUGGAGACUAAUCACUGAGGUCUGAAGGAUAAAAUGGAAAUAAUUGUUCUCUUUC